UCGAACGCCAACAAGGAAAGCGUUGUUUCGCGCUCGUUUUACUUUUCGGUGUGUUAAUAACGUAAACUGUAGGCUAAAUCCAUCCGCAAAUCAUGGACAACGAUCGGUUAACACAGUUACCCAUGUCCCGGAUCCGUACUGUCAUGAAGACCUCCCCCGACAUGGGAAACAUCAACCCGGAAGCACUGUUCCUAAUGUGCCGUGCAGCCGAAAUGUUUAUUGAACACAUGGCAAAGGGAGCCCACCGUCCGGGGAAGAAAUCGCUCGAGUACAAAGAUCUCGCCCAGUACGUGGAAAACGAUGAUAAGCUGGAGUUUUUGCAGCAGAUCUUGCCGAAGAAAAUUACCGUCAAACAGUACAAAACGAUGAUGGCGAAAGAGCCUGCGACGGAUGAGGAUACAGACAGCGAGGAAGAAGAGGAGGAGGAGGGGGAGGAGGAAGAGGAAGCAGAAGAGGGAUCCGACAACGAGGAGACGGAUCAGGAAGCAGACGAUGACGAUGUGGUAGAGAUAGUGGACGAUGUGAAGCAGGCGGGCAAACAGCAGGAGCAAGACAGUGAGGAUUCGGCAUCCGAUAGUGGAGAAAGCAAUAGCGUGAUAUCCAUCGAUUCUAGCUCCGAUGAGAAGGAAAAUUCCAAAAACGUAAGCAAUAAGAAAUCACCGUUAAAUCACAAAACAGGCGAUUCGCCGUAAGGGGCGCA
Messenger RNA from Anopheles maculipalpis, 700 nucleotides. RefSeq names its product chromatin accessibility complex protein 1 (gene Chrac-16). NCBI's taxonomy places the organism in Eukaryota, Metazoa, Arthropoda, Insecta, Diptera, Culicidae. The transcript is spliced from 2 exons. The record is from RefSeq and is a predicted model, not a curated record. Gene Ontology annotation, cellular component: CHRAC; nucleus. Gene Ontology annotation, molecular function: protein heterodimerization activity. Bases 93 to 692 code for a protein of 199 amino acids.